GAUGUUAAUCUUGUCUUAUUUUUAUUAUUUAAAACUAAAACAAUUAAUCCCGGACAAGACCGGCCUUUGGCCUGGAUAGCGGCCAGCACUGUCAAUCAGUCGGUUCGGGUCUAAAUCCGGCCGCGUAGAAUAUGCUACCCGAGCCCAACCACCAACUUUUUUGUGCAAGGUAUAGGUCGGGUCGGGUCGGGUCUAACUCAGAAUGGUAUCCGGUGCAGGUUUUAAGACAAUGAUAUUGGUGUUAAAAAAUAAUAAUUUAUAAUUAGAAAAGAGUAAACAAUGAUUAAAAAGAGAUUAGUGUAGCAAACUCUAAGGUACUCUCUUCUAGCAUUGUUUCUGCCAUUUUUGUUUGAGCAAGCAUUUAUAUACAAGUUGGAAGUCCAAUUAAUCAGAGCUGCAAAGUAAGUGAGAAUGGCAGAAGUAAGGAGGGUUGAAGAGGGAUUGGGAGAUGCAACACUCCUAACAGAUGAAGAAGACCAUGAGAAGAAGAUGAAGAAGAAGGAAAUUGACGAUGAGAGCAAGGAGAGACAAGCCACACCCGACCAAGACGACCAAGAUGAUCAACCGCUUAUAAAGCCCAAGAGCAAGAGGAUUGCAACCUUAGAUGCUUUCAGGGGCCUUACCAUCGUGCUGAUGAUCUUAGUCGACGAUGCUGGCAGUGCUUAUGAAAAGAUUGAUCACUCGCCUUGGAACGGUUGCACGCUUGCUGAUUUUGUAAUGCCUUUCUUUCUUUUCAUCGUUGGUGUUGCAAUAGCCCUCGCUUUCAAGAAAGUUCCAAAGUUGAGGGAUGCUGUAAGGAGAAUUGUUAUAAGAACAUUGAAGCUUCUCUUCUGGGGACUUCUUUUGCAAGGUGGAUAUUCUCAUGCUCCUGAUGAUUUAUCAUAUGGAGUGGACAUGAAGCAAAUUCGUUGGUGUGGUAUUUUACAGCGUAUAGCUUUGGUAUACUUGGUUGUGGCUUUGAUAGAAGUUUUAACUAUAAAGGUUAGGCCAGUUGUUCUCGGCUCUGGCCAUUUCUCCAUAUUCAGUGCAUAUCGUUGGCAAUGGAUGGGUGGUUUUAUUGUCUUUCUCAUUUAUAUUAUCACAACAUAUGCACUUUAUGUUCCCGACUGGAGUUUUGUGGUACAUAAAAAAGAUGGAGAUAAGAGACUCAUGGUAAAAUGUGGAAUGAGAGGCCACCUAGGACCCGCCUGUAAUGCGGUUGGUUAUGUUGAUAGGAAAGUUUGGGGCAUAAACCAUCUCUAUUCAUCUCCUGUAUGGACACGUUUAAAGACUUGUAAAGGUACUUCUCCAGAAGCAGGGCAAAUUCAUGAAGAUGCUCCAGCUUGGUGUUAUGCCCCAUUUGAGCCAGAAGGCUUGUUGAGUUCUAUCACGGCCAUCCUCUCCGGCAUUAUCGGGGUCCAUUAUGGGCAUGUAUUAAUUCACUUCAAGGGUCAUUCUGAGAGGCUAAAGCAAUGGGGUUUGAUGGCUGUCGGCAUGCUUAUUGUUGCUAUAAUUCUUCAUUUUACAUAUGCAAUUCCUCUUAACAAACAACUGUAUAGCUUCAGUUAUGUUUGUUUCACGGCUGGAGUAGCAGGAAUUGUUUUUUCAGCAUUCUACAUACUGAUUGACGUUUGGGGAAUAAGAAUGCCAUUUCUGUUCCUAGAGUGGAUCGGAAUGAAUGCAAUGCUAGUCUUCGUAAUGGCGGCGCAGGGCAUCUUUGCAGCAUUUAUAAAUGGAUGGUAUUAUGAAAAUGAAGGAAAUUCUCUUGUUUAUUGGAUUCAGAAGCAUGUGUUUUUUAAUGUGUGGCAUUCUGAAAGGUUAGGGACUCUUUUAUAUGUAAUAUUUGCCGAGAUAACUUUUUGGGGAGUGGUAGCAGGCAUCUUGCACAAAUUGGGCAUUUAUUGGAAAUUGUGAAAGAAAUAAGAAACAAUGUCAAUCAAAUGAUAGCGAUACCAUGUAUUGACCGACUUUCGUUAAUUUUAAUGAGUUUCUAUUUAAUUUAUUCUUAAACAACAUUGAAGGUUGUAUGUGUGUAUACGACUUGGGCUUCUAAGGGACUCUUGCAAGUAGCCAUUAUGGU
Magnolia sinica is the source of this 2059-nucleotide messenger RNA. RefSeq lists its product as uncharacterized. Lineage: Eukaryota; Viridiplantae; Streptophyta; Magnoliopsida; Magnoliales; Magnoliaceae. The transcript has 13 exons. The record is from RefSeq and is a predicted model, not a curated record. Bases 412 to 1893 code for a protein of 493 amino acids.